CAUCGUCUUUCAUUCAAUAUUAAUUUUCAUAUAUAUCUUCAGGAUUGAUAUUCAUAUCGGAUUUUGAUUCAAUCUAAAAGGGCUUUUUUGCUGGUCUUCAAUAAACCUUAUCUAAUCAUCUAGAAUUGCUCGUCAUGGCUGAUUCUUCCAGAACUAUUAAUCAUAAACUUAAUGAUUUAUUAAGUAAAAAUAACAUCUCCAAGAAUAAGUUGGAUGCUACCACUGCUUUAAGUUAUGCUAGCGUACUUAAGGCCAACAUCCUUGGUAAGGAUAAACAAGAAAAGGUCAAUUCUAUUGUCGUUUUGGCCAAACUUCUUGAUUGUAUUGUUGGAGGAGAUGCUGUUCUGAAUGAUUUCACUAGAGUAUUGGAUCAUACCCUUUUCUCAACAUUAUUUUCAAUUGUAUCUCCAAACAUGUCCACUGAAACAUACAAGGCCAUUCUUAAAAUCGCCGUAAUUCUUAUCUCGGGCACAAUUUUCAAGACUAGAGAUGAUGAACUGGCACUUUCCAUAGACAAGUAUCUCCCACUUUACGAGUGUUUGAUUGAAUAUCUUGAUGUUUUAGACAUUAUGACCUCAAAAUUGUACUUGCAGGACAAUAAAAUUACAUACAAUUCCAUCAAGUUGGUAUCUGACUUGAUCAACAAGGCGCUGAAACAUGAAUAUAAUGGUAUCAUCACCUUGGCUGGUCGUCUUAAGCACGUGGCGUUUUUCUCCACUGUGGGGAACUUGAUUGAUACCGAUGAUCGUUCAAUUAUCGAUGGGAUCCAUAAUUUAAAGAUCUCCUAUUAUAAUUUGAAUGAAUAUCUUAAUAGAACACAUUUUGAUCUUUCGAUCAAAUCCCAUCAAGUCAUGCUUACCAAUUUGUUUAUCUUCUUGGAAGUUUCUUUGAAUGAAUUUGGUACUGUGGCAACCACUGAAGAAUACAUUAAGGCAGGAUUCACCGCAGACCCUAAACAAUUUGUAGUGGAUAACUUUACCGUUCUUCUUGCUAUGGAUUUGAAGAUUUUCUUGAAAGAUCCAAAUAUGACUUUCAAGAAAAGAUUCCAUGAAGAAUUAAUGAUGAGUAAUCAUAAUAGAACUUUCCCAUUGAAUCUUUUCAUUGAAAAAGCUACUGAUAUGUGGAUGACUAUUUUCCAUCAAAAGGAAGAACAUCCAACCAUCUAUGAUAAUAUUUUAUCUUGGGAACUUAUGAUCUUUUACACCAUGAAUAAUUGUCUUAUUUUAUGGCAAGAUACCAAGGCUAACUUGGAAAAUGACCAUGAUAUUGAUCGUAUUUUACAAUUACUUAUUUCACAAGUACCUGCAUUGGAAGUUGAAAUGGCUUCUGAUAAAAAAUCAGUUGAAGAAUGUCUUAAUAUUACUGCCACAAAUACAUCUUCAGAAUUAAGACACAAUCAAAUUUUCAUUCUUAAAAAGGAUCAUGAAAAUCGUUGGAAAUCCCAAUUUACUGAAUUUAAUCGUGAUUUAUCAACAGAAGUAAUGGAUUUUGUUUGUGAGCAAAGAGUCAUUCAACUUUUGAAAGGUUCUUGGGUCCAUACGGAAGCCCAUGGAGAACAACUUCUCAAGGUUAACUCAAUGACCAACUUUAAACUGCUGGUAGCUAACAAAUUUUAUUUUAUCAUGUUAUCUCCUAACAGAAAAUAUGUUUAUUAUAAGGAAUUUCCUGAAAAGACUCUGAUCAGUCCUUCAUAUGAAGAGAUGGAAUCUCAAUCUAUUCGUUUAAUGGAUAUUCAAGAUUUCAAAUCUACAAAGUUAGGUGAACAAAUUGGGGCUGCAGAAAAGCCUGCGUCUCAAUUGGUGACCAUUAAGGGUACCAUUUCCUAUGAAAAAAUUACUCUUCUUGGUGAAAAUAACCGUAAGCUUUUAAGUUUCUACACCGAUACCGAAGUUAGUAAGUACGUUUGGCUUGACGGGUUGAAGAUGUUGAGGGGAAUGAUUAAAAAGGGACAACUUUCUCAAGAAACUGAAAAACAAUUACAACUGUUGGUUGAGAUUAGAAGAAAUGCCCAAUUAUUGAGUCUUGAAGAUCAAAAGUUUGGCGGAGAACUCAACUUUGAUACAAAGCUCUUGGAGGAUUCUGAUGCUGAUGAAGAUGAUGAUGAAGAAUUCUAUGAUUUGGAUGAGUUGGUAUCCAUUACUACAGACGGUUUUUACUAUAAAUAGGUAGAGAAAAAAAGUGACACAUUUAAUUUAAUUUAUACAUAGAGAAGGAAGAGAGUAGAGUAGUUAGGCGAUUCGAGUAGAAAUACUCAAAGGUUCUUAGGAAAAUGGACCAUGCUAACCUAGAGGUGAAAUUUCGUGCUUUAUACUUACCUAGGCAGUCUAUAUCAAUUCUUUCUAAUUGUGACAAGUGAAUGUUCACAGGUUGGAUUGGCUGCGAAGUCAAAAGGGUGUCUAUUGGACAUGGCAUCUAUGGAAGUCUAAACUACUACUUGGAGAGGCCCGGUGAGUGGAAAACUUCACAUGUGAUUAUUCGCAUAUGCUUCACACUAUUCCGAACCUUUCCUUUGCUUGUUUGUUUUGUUUGUUUUUUUUUUCAAUAUGUG
Molecule: messenger RNA, 2548 nt
Organism: [Candida] anglica
Lineage: Eukaryota; Fungi; Ascomycota; Pichiomycetes; Serinales; Debaryomycetaceae
Source: the annotation of a GenBank genome assembly